Messenger RNA from Camelus dromedarius (Arabian camel), 813 nucleotides. Its product is annotated as N-acetyllactosaminide alpha-1,3-galactosyltransferase. Gene Ontology annotation, molecular function: hexosyltransferase activity. The record is from RefSeq and is a predicted model, not a curated record. Gene Ontology annotation, cellular component: Golgi apparatus; vesicle; membrane. Gene Ontology annotation, biological process: carbohydrate metabolic process. The transcript is spliced from 2 exons. Lineage: Eukaryota; Metazoa; Chordata; Mammalia; Artiodactyla; Camelidae. Bases 1 to 813 code for a protein of 270 amino acids.
AUGACUACCAAUUGGUCAGCUCCAAUUGUGUGGCAUGGCACUUACAAUGAAGUAGUGUUGGAAGACUAUUAUGCAAGUCAUAAAAUUACUGUGGGGUUGACUGUGUUUUCUGUGGGAAGAUACACCGACCACUAUUUGCACACAUUUUUAUCAUCUGCUGAUAGAUUUUUUAUGGUAGGCCAGAAAGUCAUAAUCUAUGUCCUAAUAGAUGACUUCUUCAAGAUGCCUUGGCUAGAGCUGAGUCCUCUCCGUUCAAUCAAAAUUUUUGAAAUAAGGAGAGAAAAGAGAUGGCAAGAUAUCAGUAUGAUGCGCAUGAAGACCAUCAGUGAACAUAUUGUAGAUCACAUCCAAUAUGAAGUUGACUUCCUCUUCUGCAUGGAUGUGGACCAAAUCUUUGUAAGCAACUAUGGACUGGAGACUCUGGGGGAAUCAGUAGCUCAGUUACAUGCUUAUUGGUAUAAGGCAAGUCCUACAGAGGUACCUUAUGAGAGAAGACAGUUAUCAGAAGCAUAUAUACCUAUUGGUGAGGGAGAUUUUUAUUACCAUGCUGCUGUAUUUGGGGGCACUCCCAUUCAGGUUCUCAAUAUUGCCAGGGAAUGCUUCAAAGGAAUCUUGAAUGACAAGAAAAAUAACAUUGAAGCAGUGUGGCAUGAUGAAAGUCACUUAAACAAGUAUUUCUUUCUCCAUAAACCCACUAAACUCUUGUCCCCGGAAUACUGCUGGGAUAGGUUUAAAUAUAGUGAUCAUGAGAUUCACAAUGUCAAAGUCUCGUGGGCUAUUAAAAAUUAUGAAUAUUUUAGAAGGGCAGUGUAA